GACGUAAACCCUGGUUUAUGCAUAUUUAUUUAUUGAUCUCAAAUAUACGUAUGUAUGAAAUUAAAACAUUAUUAAUUAAAAUCCAGAGAAUGCCGUAAAAAAAUUACAGUGCAUGCUGUAAAAAAUGCUCGAUCGACUUUAACUAUUUGGAGGAUAUGGGCAUGGAAAGCGACCGAUGGGCUUUUUUCCAUGCCCAUCGGUCCACCAGAUAGCGAGAGACAGGGCUCGACAUCGUCCCUGAAAUCUUCAUGGUAAUUUACUGGCCCGGAUUCUAUCCCGGGUUUUCCAAAGCGCGCACGCACGCCGGCCGUCGACUUCAUUAAAUUGCAAUGACUAAUUUAAAAAUUAAAUCAUAGCAAAGUACACUAAGUUGCUAAUUCACUUUUAGAAAAAUGUUGAUUUGUCACACUUCAAAUAGUCAUAAUAUAAAAUAUUUACACGUAAAAACUUUUAAAAUCUAUGUUAGAAUUUUCAAUAUGGCUACCGAUAGCAUUGAGAUCAAUAUGGAUUUUAACACGAGUCCGGCCAUGAGUACGAUUACGUGUAUGUGUCUGAGGAGUGUUAUUAACCUCGGGAACAGUAUUAUUGGCGUCAGUAUAUUAGCCAUGCCGUAUUGUUUUAAAAAGUGUGGUAUUCUGCUGAGUAUAUUAUUGAUAAUUGCCAGUGGUCUUAUUACUCGAGCCGCUUGCCACUUACUCCUCAAGUCAGCAAUUAUGGCUAGAAGAAGAAAUUUUGAGUUUUUAGCUUUUCAUACAUUUGGGCCCACUGGUAAACUCGUCGUAGAAAUCGGAAUCAUUGGAUUUCUUAUUGGAGUUUGUGUAGCAUUUUUUGUAGUAGUCGGAGACUUAAGCCCGGCCCUUAUUGCUAAAUUUCUAAUGGUUGAAAAUACUUCACAGCUAAGAGCAGAAAUAUUAAUAUUUUUAGGUUUAUUUGUUGCUUUUCCUCUUGGACUUCUAAGAAAAGUGGAUAGUUUAACUAGUUUCAGUGCCAUGUCUAUAGGUUUUUAUAUGUUUUUGAUUCUAAUUAUUGUAGGAGAAGCUUUACCAAAAUUGUUAGCAGGCAGUUGGUGGAAUCAAGUCAACUGGUGGCAACCUGCUGGAUUAUUGCCUUCUUUGCCUAUAUUUUCAAUGGCUCUAUCCUGCCAAACACAACUUUUUGAAUUUUUUGAUCCAUUAAAUGAUCCUUCUUUGAAAAAGAUGAAUUCUGUCAUUAAUGGUGCAGUACAGAUGUGCUUAGCUGUUUAUAUAUCUGUUGGAUUUUUUGGUUAUAUUGCCUUUCAUGAUAGUCCCAUCAGCGGAAAUAUUUUAAUUCGUUUGACGCCAUCAUUAACGGCUGAAGUUAUAAAAGUCGGUUUUAUAUUAUCAGUCGUUAUUAGUUUUCCCUUGUGUCUAUUCCCUUGUAGAAGCAGUCUUCAUUCACUAAUAUUUAAACAGGGAAUGGGCCAUUACGAUCUACAAAGUAGUUACAUGCCUGAUCAUCGUUUCCGUGUUCUGACGUGUGCGCUCGUCACUGCAACGAUGGCUACGGCCAUUAUGGUUCCCAACAUUGAAUUUGUCCUAGGUUUAUUAGGCUCGACAAUUGGCAUAACGAUAUGCGUGAUUCUUCCUGCAUUAAUUUUUUUACAUUUAACUACAAAGAAUACUAAUGAGCGUCGAAUGGCUCAACUUGUCACCUUUAUUGGCUUUUUUAUAUUGAUUGCCUGUACGUUUUCGACACUCAAUGAAAAUAAAACUCAGGAAGUUGCUUCUCAAUUAAAGCCAAAGAUUGAAAAUGAAGAAAUAGGAAAAGACACAAAACCGAUUGAAAAUAAAAUGUUUGAUUCUUUAAAUAAAGAUAAAGAAGUUAAAAAUCAAGAAACGAUUGAUUCGAAACAAAUAGUGAAAGAAGUUGCACAAAAUGUAAAAGAAGAAAAAAAAGAUAAAGCAUCAAGCGAGAACAAACGUCAAGAACCUCCCAUACCACAAGAGUCCGAGAAGAACAUGGUUAAACCAAUAAUUGAUAAAUCUCUCAAAUCUCAAGAUGCUCUUGAUCCCGAAGCACUGAAAAAAGAAGAUAAAGAGAUAAAUUCGCAAAAGAAGCAAGAAGAAAAAGAAGAGAAGAAAAAGGAAAAGAACUUAAAGAAAGAAGAAGAGCUUCUAAAAAAGCUUGAAGCACAACACAUUGAACAGAAAAAGAUCCUAGAAGAGCAGAAAAAAUUGUUAGAAGAAUUGAAAAUGCAUAAAGAAACUCACGACGAACAAAAGGCUAAAGUUAACGAACCCGCACCGGUUAUAAAAGAGCAACAAGUUCAACCAUCCGAGAAUAUUAAUAAAGUGGUGAAAGUGUCUCCAGAAUCAUUUGUACAAAAUAUUCAGCCAAUGGCUAAUGAAAAAUUGCAAGAACCUUUAAAACGUCCAGAAGAACAGUCAGUAAAAUUACAACAGCAAAAUCUGCCAAAUCAGAACCCACUCCCCGAACAGAAGAAUGUCGAACAAAAACGCAACAUAAUUGUAAAAGAACCAAUGAUUAAAACAGUAGAUAUCAAACCGGAAAAUAAACCUGAACUCGUAGCUCGUUCGCAAGAACCAUCAUUUGUAAAACAGCCAAUACAAUUGGAAACAAAUGCCGAAACAAAACCGGAACAGAAAAUCUUACAACCCAAUAUGUAUAUUGUUAAUAAUGACAUUCAACAAUCCUACACCAAAGAACCCAGCAAACUGCUCGAUGAAAAUGCACAAGUAUUAAAAGACGGACUUCAGCAAAUAAAUAAAAAGUAUUUAAAAAUUUCAGAAGAAUCAAAUAUCUUAAAAAAUAAUAAAGAAAUAGAACAUGCAAAAAACAUUUUAUCUAAACCGAUUCCAUUUUUAAAUCAAAACAACAUUCCGAAACCCGACAAGAUACCAAAAGACCAAGAUCGGGUGCAGUCUUUGGAUGACGUUCAAAACAAAACACUAAACAAUGAGGAGAAAAUUAUAGAAAUAAAAAAUAACCAAGAAUCAUUAAAGAAAAAGAGGGAAGUAGAAACAAGCAAAGACGAAUUACAGAAUAAACAAAUCGUGGAAAGUGGGAAAGCGGUCGACCAGGCACCCGUCGAGUCAGAAAACGCAGACGCCGCCCAAAAGCAGAACGUAAAGCCCGAAGUCAGUAGCGCGGCUUCUCCCCUCAAGCACGAGAUGAGAAGAUUGUUAUUUCACAACAGAUGAGAAUAACUUUCAUACUUUGAAAUGGGUAAAAGUGUUCAAGUAAGCCAUUUUGUGCAGUAAAUGGCAAGAACAGACCAAUGGAAAAUGUCCACUUCUGUGAUACAAAUGCAAAAUUUCAGGUUUUAUAAAAAAAAAAAAAAAAAUGUAUAUGACAUUUUACACAAUGAAGUUUACAGACAUAAAUUUUUUGAGGAUAAAAUAUUGUAAAAU
Centruroides sculpturatus (bark scorpion) is the source of this 3392-nucleotide messenger RNA. RefSeq names its product putative sodium-coupled neutral amino acid transporter 10. The record is from RefSeq and is a predicted model, not a curated record. Gene Ontology annotation, biological process: amino acid transmembrane transport. The transcript is spliced from 14 exons. NCBI's taxonomy places the organism in Eukaryota, Metazoa, Arthropoda, Arachnida, Scorpiones, Buthidae. Gene Ontology annotation, molecular function: amino acid transmembrane transporter activity. The coding region runs from base 393 to 3182 and encodes 929 amino acids.